This is a messenger RNA of Fusarium odoratissimum NRRL 54006, 3969 nucleotides long. RefSeq names its product CAMK/DCAMKL protein kinase. Gene Ontology annotation, molecular function: protein serine/threonine kinase activity; protein binding; ATP binding. The coding region runs from base 1 to 3969 and encodes 1322 amino acids. The transcript has 4 exons. NCBI's taxonomy places the organism in Eukaryota, Fungi, Ascomycota, Sordariomycetes, Hypocreales, Nectriaceae. The record is from RefSeq and is a predicted model, not a curated record. Gene Ontology annotation, biological process: peptidyl-threonine phosphorylation; peptidyl-serine phosphorylation.
AUGCGGAGCCAGCCAAACACACUGCUAAAAUACGUUGAUUCGAGGUUUAAAAUGACCACUAUCCAUAGACUGGCCAUGCUAUAUCUGAAUGACGUUGUACUCCGAGUCCCGAAAAAGACGGUGGAUUGGAACUCGGAUCCCGGCCAGGACCUAUCAGAGUCCAUCAGUACUGAAAUCGCGAUCCUCAAGAAUGAGCAUCUUCGGAAACACGAGAACAUCAUCGACAUGGUUGGUAUCUGCUGGAGUGUAUACAGCGACCGCAUUGUGAUGCCUGUUCUUGUGCUGGAGACGGCCCAAGGCGGCGAUUUAUGGGGGUAUCUUCAGAGUUCGACGGAGCUCGAUGCGAGGGACAGACUGCGUCUGGCCAUCCAUUGCUAUCAAGGCUUACUUGCUCUUCACACUGUCGGCGUCAUCCACGCAGACCUGAAGCCAGAAAAUAUCCUGGUGUUCAUCGACGAACAAGGCAGGCCAUGCGCAAAGCUUACCGAUUUUGGCUGCUCCCUUCUUGUUUCCAACCUACACGGACCAACCAAGCUCGAAUCAGGAACUCCUUUGUGGCAAAGUCCCAAAGUCUUGGAGUCCCUCAGCCAUCAAGGUCUGCGUCAAGCUGAUAUCUAUUCUUUGACGCUUGUGGCAUCACUUCUAUUAGUUGGGCCUUUCAUGUAUACGGUGCUUGAGGAGGCGCAGAAGUCAGGUGAUGGCAAAGAGUCACUGCAUAAGCUCAAAACUGACGAUGGUGCUCUCGCAAGCUUUAUCAGAAAGCAAAAGGAUACUAAUGACUCGUCGGGCGCACGUGUUUUCACGGACGAAGUAUCGGGUCUCAUCUCCGAGUUCUUCGACUUAAUGCUCUCCGGCGAAGAUGAGCUUCAGGCUGGAGCGGCACGACCCAUCAAGCUACUGAGGACUAUGCUCCACCAUGAGAUUACAUCUGCCGCUAAACACAAUGUCCGAGUCCUUGAGACUUUGGAUAGGCUUGAAGAAGACGUCUCUCUCAGCCCUGGUAACAGUAUACCAUUAGGUGAAGCUGAGGACGUGAUAUGCCGGUCCACUGCGGCGACAGACAGACAACGAGAGCUGGAUCCCGAACCUACCAUACCACUACUCCAUCACCCUUAUCCAGAAUUGUGUCAAAUAUAUACAGAAAAGACGAAGCGGAGAGUGGAGGACGGGAGGCAUGUAACCCUGAUUCCUCGGCCAGAAAGGACGAUUUCGAUCAAUACAUACUUUAGCAGGCUCAGACGACUUCCUGGCCAAGUUACUACCGCAAUAAUUGCUCAGAUAAGGGAGAUCGCUGACUCAGACGCAUACUGCGAAACCUCACGAUCCCUCGCGGCAUAUGCAAUGGCAACAUGGCUCAUUGGGAUUCACCGGUCCGCUGCCAAUUCCGCACCGUCACUUAGCGAAGCCGGACAAUAUCUUGUAAUUGCCGCCAAGCUUGGACAUGGAGGGGCCCGCGCUAUUCUGGGACAGGUACUGGAUUGGGUAGGGAUGCCGAAUCCUAUUGAAUCAAAGGUUGAGGAAGGAUGGCUCUACGAUCUGGCUGUUCUUGGAGAUCGACGUUCUUUAAAGCGAUUGAGUUCAGAAAGAUGCGCUGAAGUAAUGAGGGAUCGGAUGUCAUCGCUGAAUGCACGAAUUAAAGAGGAAGCAGACAUCUCUGCGCCUUCAGAUCAGGCGUUUUCGGAAAGCGACCAGCUCAAAGACAGCGACGAACUGAGAGGACGCCUCCCACUCAUCUGCAGAUACUUGGUUGGCAAGAGCUGGCAUGUCAGCUUGCAAAAGAUUCUCGACUUACCGGGCUUCAUGGAUGCCGACCUGUGUGUUUCUCUUCUGAUGGAAGCUUGUCAACAGGGUGACUAUAGGAUUGCCAAGGUUCUCAUCGAGCACGAUACGCCGCUAAGGGAUGAAGCCUCCGGACUAACACCAAUGCAUUUCUUGGCCCAUUUUGGAGACGAGGACAUGCUUCCUUUAGCACGGCAGAUCAAAGACAGAGGUGUCGAUCUAGAAGCCCGAUGCAACCUCCCUGCGCAAUGCACCUUUGGCCAACUCGAUUUGCGAGACACCCUUGUUGAUGCGACGCCUCUGCUGUUUGCGGUGGCACAGUCGAGCCUCACAGCAGUUUCUGUGCUUGUUUCCCUGGGCGCGGAUCCAUUCAACGGAGCCGAGAAGUAUGAACCGCACACAGGAACUAUGUCUGCUCAGAAACGUGGGAGGACAUACUCGCCAGUCCAUUUUGCCGCAAGACUACACAUGUCAGAAAUCCUUCGCGCCCUGUUACCUGAUGACAAGGAAUACGGACAGUUGUGGGAUUGGAUGUGUUAUGAAACGCACUCGCUAAAAGUCACUCCGCUCUGGUGUGCCGUCGACUACUGGUACCAGGGCCUGUACGAUCGGGUAUUAAUGCAUGGGAAGGAUCACAUCAAGAGAUGCGAGGAGACUAUUACUUUCCUGUUGAAACGUGGAAGCCAAGGCCACGCAGUCAGUUGGGACGUCGUCACCCAGGUCAAACAUUCCGUGUUCACAGCAGCGACCUUGUACGGCCAACCGUUUGUGCUGAAUCAUCUGCGAUCUUUAGACAUUCAGCCCACUACGAAGAAUCUCAUCAGAACACUUCAGAUUGCCCUUGAUGUCGAGGACUUGACGGCGGUUGAGUACCUCCUGCCACUUGCCGAAAGAGAGACUCGAGACUCAGACUCGGCCUUUGAGCUUCAAGCAUCGAUUCAAGGUCACAAAAUUGCAGACUUCAUCAGCCAUUUAUACGAUAUCAAGGAACGCCUCGAGUCGAACGCAAGGUCAAAACUCAAGCUUGAUUUAAUCAGGGAUCCGCCACUCAAAGAAACCAUUGGCCCGGAUGCCGGCCAGGAUAUCCUCCAGCAGAAGGCUUCUCAGGGAGGCUUCAAGAUGUCGUUCACUAUACGGGCCGGGCCUGGUGGGCGCAGCAUCAUGGAACGCACAGGCGAGCCAAGCUUGAUGCCGCCCAAAGGUACGCCUUUACCCAUCGAAGCAGAUGACAGUGACAUUUCUGCCUUCGAGAUGGCCGUCAUGGGUGGGUACGAGGCGCGUGCCCGCGAACUAUACGAAAGCGAGCAAUGUGACGUGUCAUGCCGCCGCGUAGAUGAGGACGGCGAUGAGACUACCCUCCUAGCACGUCUCAUCCGCAAGAGCCGCAAGUACAGCAACUUCGACAAUCAAAUUCUUUUUCUUCUCGAGCUUACUCCCCCCAGCGCAGAAGAAUUCUUCCGUGCAUGUAUACCUUCAGGAUCAACUGCCAACGAAGGGUUAUCUAUUCUUCACAUGUCUGUCAUUCUCGACGAGUCUCAAACAGAGUUCAGGCCCCGCGCCCCGCGCCAACUUGUUUCUGCCAUCAUUGAGAAGUACCCAGAACCGGAAUAUCUGAACGCGAUGAAUGCGGAGUUUGGCGCUGCUGUACAUAUAGCAGUCGAGACGGGUAAUCUGGAUGCACUUAAGGAACUUGAACAUGAAGACGUUGAGUGGAAUCUUCUAAACCGGCAAGGCGAAACACCCCUCGACAUCACGGCCCGGCGGCUGCUGAACGUGCAUACAUUUCUACAGCAGAGCCGCCACCUUCAAAGGCUAGAACAGCCCGAGGAGUACGAAGCAGCAGUGAGUAAGUACCGGGCGAAUGAACAGCGCACGAAGAGCUUUCUACAAGGGAGGGGUGGAAGAUACGAAAAGUACAACGGGUUUAUGCACAGGAGGAGCGAGACAGUAUGGGACCUUGAGAACUUCACGGUCUCGGGUAGCAUGCAAGUCAACGUCGCGGAGCACUUGGCGAUCCUUGAAAGCCGUUCGGUUGGCGAGAAUGAACCAAGUGUAGCGGCUCAUCUACGUAAACUAAGAGCUUGGACGGUGACUCGAGAUUGGUGUAGCCAUACUGAUGGUACAGCUGUGGCUAGAGAUUGGUGUAAGUUCUGCGAAAGAUGGCUAUUUUCGUCCUUUUUAGUUAGAUGA